This is a messenger RNA of Aspergillus calidoustus, 1233 nucleotides long. The record is from the annotation of a GenBank genome assembly. NCBI's taxonomy places the organism in Eukaryota, Fungi, Ascomycota, Eurotiomycetes, Eurotiales, Aspergillaceae.
AUGGCUUCCCCAUCUGUUCUUACACCAAAUGCAUUUCCCACCUUCCCUCUGCCACCAACGGUCAUCACAAGCCCACCUACAUCUGUUGAAGCCGUUCAAAAAACUGAGCUCGAUGCAUCGAAGCUGACCUACACCUUUAUUACCGUCCCAUCGCCAAUUCCAGACGAAGUCUCAGCCAGCCGCAGCGACGUAACCAUCGCCACCGACCACAUGAUCACAGCAACCUGGGACGUUUCAACGGGCUGGGCCGCCCCCGAGCUAAAACCCUACGGGGCCUUCCAGCUGUCCCCGGCGGCCUCCUGUCUCCACUACGCAACCGAGUGCUUCGAGGGCCUGAAGGUCUACCGUGGCUUCGAUGGCAAACUCCGCAUCUUCCGACCAGAGCAUAACUGCACGCGCAUGCGCCUCUCUGCACGCCGCGUCUCGCUUCCCCCCUUUGACCCCAUCGAGCUCCAGAAGCUGAUCGCCGUCCUCAUAUCCAUCGACUGCCCCCGCUGGCUGCCAAAGACCCGCGCCGGCAGCUUCCUGUACAUCCGCCCAACCAUGAUAGGCACCCAUGCGCAGCUGGGCAUCCAAGCACCCAAGGCAGCUCUGCUCUACAUAAUGCUCGCCUUCAUCCCGCGGCUGGAUAGUCCCGUUGGCGGGAUGCGCCUGCUCACUUCGCCGCAGGAUACAAUCCGCUCGUGGGUCGGCGGAUUCGGAUACGCAAAGGUCGGUGCGAAUUACGGGCCGGCACUUGCCGCCGGGCAAGGGGCGCAGCGGGAGGGGUUCCACCAGACGCUGUGGCUGUAUGGGGAUGGCGAGUGUACGGAGGCCGGGGGGAGCAAUUUCUUCAUUGUUUGGCGGCGGGAGGAUGGGAGGAUGGAGGUGCUUACUGCGCCGUUGGAUGAUGGGAUUAUCCUUGAUGGGGUUACGCGGCGGUCGGUGAUUGAUGGGCUGAGGGGGGGCGUUGCUGGGGAUGUCGAGGUUACCGAGCGCAAGUAUUCCAUUCAGGAGGUGCUGGAGGCGAGCGCUCAGGGGAGGAUUCUCGAGGCGUUUGUCACGGGGACUGCGUACUUUAUCUGUCCCGUGUCACUAAUUCAACACAAUGGGAAGAAGAUUCACAUCCCGAUGGGCGAUGAGGGGAAGCCGGGGGAUAUUACUGGGCGAGUCAAGGGGUGGAUUUACGACAUCAUGUAUGGGCGGCAGCAACAUCCGUGGGGGGUGGUGAUCCCCGACGGUCAAUCCAUGUGA